Molecule: messenger RNA, 2463 nt
Organism: Naegleria fowleri
Lineage: Eukaryota; Heterolobosea; Eutetramitea; Acrasida; Naegleriidae
Exons: 3
Coding region: 1-2463 (820 amino acids)
Biological process (GO): regulation of DNA-templated transcription
Molecular function (GO): DNA-binding transcription factor activity, RNA polymerase II-specific; zinc ion binding
Source: RefSeq, a predicted model, not a curated record
AUGAUGAAUAACUCUUUAUCGGACAAGAAUCAUCAUCAACCUUCCCAUGAGGAUAAUGGUAGAACAACACCAUCUUCUACUUCAUUAUCAAUCGCUACACCACCACCACCAAGCCUUUCUCAUCAUCACCAUCAUCACGAAGAGAAGGAUAUUCCGACAUCAUCUUCAAGCUUGAUCCAUACCAACAUCAACAACAACAACCACUACAUCAACAACACUAGUCCCAUCAUGAUCCCAUUAGCCGGAUUCAAGCCUGGUUUCAUUGCUCAAAACAAGUGCUUAUCCACUACCACCACCAAUAAUAAUAAUAAUAACAAUUCCAACCAUGCCACCACCACCACUAGCCUUUCUUCCGCACACACCAUUCAAGUGAUGAAUCCACAAACACAACAACCUUCCCCGUUGAUUAGCACCCGAGCUCGGGUGGUGGUGGUGGCCAGUGAUCAGGGAGAAGCCAGUCAAGAAUCUUUGAGUGGAGCCGUGCAGCAGCAACACGACCCUUCUCCAACCAUUGAAGGCAAGAGUGUUGGUGGUGGUCCUCAUGAUUUUCAUGGAUCAACCAUGUCUCUUUCGGUAGAUACUACCUCCUCACAACAACCUAGAAUGGCAUGUACACACUGUAGGAGAUCUCAUCGUAAAUGUGACAAGCUACAUCCAUGUGGAGAAUGUAAGAGAAGAGGACUACAACAUGAAUGUGUAUUUUCAGAGCCUAAGAAACGUGGUCCAAAAUUACGAAUUUCAGAAAGUGAAGAAGCCACUGUGCUCAAUGUCUCUUCUUCUCCAACACUGAAACAAACACCACCACUACUGCCACAACAACAACGAAAAAGUAAUGAACCCAAAAAGAGGAAAUUCCCCAAUGACCAUUCACAAACUGCUGAAAUUACUUCUCCGACCUCAGCAACAACUCAACAAGCAUUUAAACUAGCACCAAACCAGCAAUAUUAUUCAACAGCAGACAUGUUUCCUCUCAGUGGUCCUGGAAUGACACAACAACUCUAUCCACCACUACCAACAUAUUUCUCGACUAUGUUUGAAGAUGCACUUUUAGGUCGAAAGGAAAUUGAUAGAAGAAAUUAUCUCUUACAAAUGGUUAAUAUUUCUCUCUCACAUAACUUUGACAACAAUUCAAACAUGUAUCAAAUCGAGCCAAGUUUAGAUUAUGUCAUGCAACUUUUCUUUAGAGAGGAUUUCAUUCAUUUUGUCGUUGAAUGUUUAGAUAACAAUCAUCGUGACAUGUUAAAAAUAUUUAUCAGGGAGAGGGUGUUAUUAUGGAUUCAGCAACGAGUGAUGAGUGAAACAUUCUAUCAGGGUAUUUACUAUGCUUUCGAGGCGCUCUUCUUGAAAUAUCACUGCUUAUUUAAAUUAUCCAUUUAUGACGACAAUCGAUCAAUAUUGCUCUCUGAAAGUGAAAAGAGUAUCAAACAAUGUAAAAAAGAACUUUUUAAAUUUAUGGACUCUGCUCAGAUCGGAAAUGUCGAAAAAAGCUGCUGUUUCAUGUGGGCAUCUUUUUUCAAUCAAAUUCUAGAUGGAAAUAAUGAAUUGAGUGCAACACUUUCACGGUGCGCUCUCGAAAAGGUGCAAAAUGAUAUCACCAUUCAAAUGCAACAACAUUAUCCAAUAAUCUCAGAAUUUUUGAACAUCAUCUCAAAACAAUAUUUAUUAUUUACCAAGUAUUUACUGUGCUCAGAUAUUCAACAGGAUCUUUACAAAUUACAAUCAUCAUCAUCAUCAAUCAACAAUGCUUCGAGUUCGUUCUACUUUAAACGACUGAUAUUGAAGGCAUUGCAAUUAACUUUUGUAUUUCGUUACACAAGCUCCUAUCCUUAUUUGUUUUUGGGAGAAUUUGAGAGAUUGGUAAAAAAUCAUGACACAUUCUCGCCACUCACAAUUCAGCCAGCAGCAACUACGAGCACGCCAGCUUCGAGCUCUUCAGACAACAUGAUCGUGACGAGCAAAACAGUACGACAAACAUUACUGGACAUGGAUUGUUGCAUUCCAAGAACGACCACUGAAUGUUGGUCUUUCCUUGCACAAGUGAAUCAACAAGUCAUCUCGACCAACUCUCCCGACAUUUUGUUUUGGCAGUUCCUAAUUCAGUAUUUGAAAACGAGAAUGGUGCUGACAGGAUUUUCUCCUCAAUCGCAACAACAGCAAGACUUGAAUUUUGAGCAAAUGAAUCAUAAUCUGGUGUGCCACCUGAAAGCAAUCAUGGAUACUUGCUUUGGUGUCUCUCCAGUGUACCUCUUCAUCACCUUAAUAUGUGUGAGGGAUUUACUGUUGAAUUUGAGCUCCUCAAUUCCUUCUAGCGCUAAAGAGGACUACAAAAAAUUCAUGACACAUUUGACAACCUCCACUCGAGAGGGUAAUCACAUGCGAGCAUGUGGUAACUUGUUUACUAAUCCGCAGAAAGAAGACAUUAUCGAGUUGUUGAAUAUAGCUGAGCAGAAAUUUAAAAUAUAA